Molecule: messenger RNA, 1722 nt
Organism: Effrenium voratum
Lineage: Eukaryota; Dinophyceae; Suessiales; Symbiodiniaceae
Source: the annotation of a GenBank genome assembly
AUGGGCGCCAAAGCUCCUUGUUGCGCCAGCAGGGAGAAGCCGAGGGAGGAUGAGUGGGCGCUAAAAAUGGCCAAUGUCAAGCCUUUGCCCGGCCCGGAGAAUGAGCUGAGAAAGUUGCUCGGAGAUAGACUUCAGACACCAUUGGAUAUCUAUUACCACAAGGCCCGCGGCCAGUCCGGUAUGGAAGAUGUUGCCUGGAAUGGGCCUUUUAGGAUGACAUGGAACAAUGACGAUGUGGGUUUCCCAAGUGCCAUCGCCACCGUGGACAGCGUUGAAGAGGUCCAGGCUGUGGUGAGCUAUGCUGGAAAGCAUUGCCAUCCCAACGGAACAAGGCUUUGCGUUGCCAGCGGACGGCACUCUCAUGUGUGCAUGCUGGACGACGCAUUGGUCUUGGAUUUGCAGCGCAUCAGCUCUGUUGAGGUCUUCCCAGAGCAGAUGCUUGCUAAGGUGGGCGGAGGGGCCCAGCAAGGAGACUUGGACUUGGCGUGCGAGCCGCAUGACCUGGCAACCACUGCAGGUCACAAUGCGUCCACAGGCUGCGGGGGACUCAUCCUCCAAGGAGGGCACGGCUUCCUCGAGCGGAUCUUCGGCCUGGUGGUAGAUAACCUGCUGGAGAUCGAGCUGGUAAUCGCCAACGGCCAACUAAUUCGCGCCAGCGAAACCGAAAACGCGGAGCUCUUCUGGGCCGUGCGCGGUGGGGGCGGCAACUUCGGGGUCGCCGUCAGUUUCUCCAUCCGCCUUCACAGACUGAAAGCAGACGUCUACGCAGGCAAGCGCGUCCACGUGCCGCUGGGGAUGGGCCCCUUCAUGAGCCGCGAGGCGGUGGCGAUGCACUUUUUCGAGAAGACGUUGCGGGGUCCGGACGAGGCCACGGGGCUUCUGGUGCUGCCGUGCUCCGGGCCCGCGGUGGAGAUCUUGCUCUGGGCCGGCGACCCCGAGGAGGGGCGGAAGUACUUCGAGCCCAAGGCGAAAGGCUGGCCCGUGCUGGAGAACAGCAUGGGCAUCGCGAAGUACCACUCACAGGUGCAGCGAUACAAUCAUCCCGGCGGUGAUGGCACCGCGGUCUACCAGACCGGGGUGUUGCUGCCGGACAUCAGCCCCGAAGCUCUGGAGAAGGUCGCCGAGUGCGUAAGCAGCAAGCGCGCGCCCAACAGCAGCUCCGUGAUCAUCAUGCUGCCCUUGGGCGGCGCCGUGAGCCGCGUGGCGACGGAUGCCACCGCCUACGGCUUCCGAGACUUCAAGGCUUGGGCCCUGGUGGUGGGAAGCUUUCAGGCGGGCGACCAGGAGGAGCGCAGCAAGGUUGUGAAGUGGGUGCGGGAUGUAAAGGCUGAGUUGCUGCCCUUCUCCCGGGGUGCUGGCUAUGGCGUUCUGGGCGAGGUGGCCGUGCACAACAAGGUGCCAACGGAGGCCCCGACUUCGGAAGAGCAGAAGCUCAACGAGUCUGAGGGAGGUUCCAUUGGCAUCAUGUUGAACACCGGCCAGACCGGUGGCCGAAACAUUUACGGCCCCAACCUCCAGAGGUUGCAAGCGGUCAAGGACUGGACCAAGAGCCCCGGACUGGCCUGGAACUGCAACUCCACGAAGUGCGGCAGGUACGACUUCUGGCCGGUGGUGCACCAGGGUAAGCUGUUCACCAUGGGCGGCAGCGGCUCCAGCUCCACCUUCGGCAAGCUCUACAGUGAGACCUGGGCGUUAGAUCUUCAGCAGGCCAUUUUCGUGUGA